Spea bombifrons (plains spadefoot toad) is the source of this 1361-nucleotide messenger RNA. RefSeq names its product RAB36, member RAS oncogene family (gene RAB36). The transcript is spliced from 11 exons. Gene Ontology annotation, molecular function: GTP binding; GTPase activity. The coding region runs from base 105 to 899 and encodes 264 amino acids. NCBI's taxonomy places the organism in Eukaryota, Metazoa, Chordata, Amphibia, Anura, Pelobatidae. The record is from RefSeq and is a predicted model, not a curated record.
GGAAACCUCAUAGCGGCCAGCGGGUACAUCCCCAACACUUCCUAUAAUACAGCCGAAGAGACCCAUAGCUUCAGUGCCUACCUGUGAGAGGAGGAUCUGCCACAAUGCUGAACCAGCAGAUGCUACCUGUAAGCAAAGACAGAGUCAUCUCAAAGAUGCCCAAGUGUUACACUCCUGAAUCAUGCCUCCAUUACAAGUCCCAAUUUGAUGAACAAGUGAGAACAGCUUGCCAGCAGCGCCAUGCGGGUAGCUUUGGGUUGAAGAUGUCCAAAGUUGUGAUGGUGGGAGAUCUUUAUGUGGGGAAGACCAGUUUGAUCAACAGGUUCUGCAAGAACGUGUUUGAUCGGGAUUAUAAAGCAACAAUUGGAGUCGAUUUUGAGAUUGAGCGGUUUGAGAUUUUGGGGGUUCCAUUUAACCUCCAAAUAUGGGACACAGCUGGACAGGAGAAGUUCAAAUGUAUUGCUUCAACAUACUACCGAGGAGCACAGGUGAUCAUUACUGCAUUUGAUUUGGGUGACAUCCAAACCUUGGAACACACAAAACGUUGGGUAGAGGAUGCCCUCAGGGAAAAUGAUCCUGAGAAUUGCUUCGUUUUCCUGGUUGGCACAAAAAUGGACACAUUGUCUAUAGCAGAGUGUGAGCGGACGGAGCGUGAUGCUUUAAAAUUUGCCAUGGAAAUUAAGGCAGAAUACUGGUCUGUCUCAGCAAAAACAGGGGAGCACGUAAAGGAUUUCUUUUUCCGAGUGGCAGCUCUGGCCUUUGAACAGUCAAUGAAAAGAGAACUGGAGAAGAGCAGAGACGGCACAGCUCAGAUUGGAACUGGAACCCUCAUACAACUGGAAGGAAGCUCAGUAGGGAAGAAGGAAAAUGAUAGCCAAAUGAAUCCAAAUUGCUGUUAGACUGGGGCAACCAAGGGAUUGAAGAAAGUGCCAGCAUUAGGCCCUCUCCGCUAAUGGGUAGUGCCCAGCUGCAGCCAGCAAUCCACUCUCUGGUAUUCUGAGCCUCCUCCAGAAGGUGCCUUAUAGUGCCUGCCCAGCACAUGUCCAUCUGCUGUGAGUAGAGUUUGCCCUGUAUUGGUGACCUUAGGCAUAACAUGCGCUGUCACUGCCCACAACAUAAAGGCAAUUAAAAGUGACCACUCUGAGCAGCUGGAUAAUGUACCUUAAAUAAGAAUUCAUGACCUUAAACAGAUAUAUCUGAACUGCAUAGAAAAGAAAGGUAUAUUAACAAAGUUCUUGAAGAACAUGGGCUUCCGAUGAAUUUGAUCACUGUGCUCUGAUGUGAAAACUAUUUCUUUGUAUUUACUUUUUUUGUCAAUAUGUGUCAAUUAAUCAUGAAAUUAAACACAUUGAAGUUGAUGU